This is a messenger RNA of Sorex araneus (European shrew), 2148 nucleotides long. It is a transcript of the gene SCIN, whose product is annotated as scinderin. The transcript has 16 exons. Gene Ontology annotation, molecular function: actin filament binding; phosphatidylinositol-4,5-bisphosphate binding. The record is from RefSeq and is a predicted model, not a curated record. Gene Ontology annotation, biological process: actin filament severing; barbed-end actin filament capping; actin polymerization or depolymerization. Gene Ontology annotation, cellular component: cytoplasm; actin cytoskeleton. Lineage: Eukaryota; Metazoa; Chordata; Mammalia; Eulipotyphla; Soricidae. Bases 1 to 2148 code for a protein of 715 amino acids.
AUGGCCCAGGGGCUGUACCACGAGCAGUUUGCCCUGGCCGGGAAGCAGGCGGGGCUGCAGGUCUGGAGGGUCGAGAAUCUGCAGCUGGUCCCGGUGCCGAAGAGCCUUUACGGCGACUUCUACGUCGGGGAUGCUUACCUGGUGCUGCACACAAUCCAGGCGGGCCGGGGCUUCACCUACCGCCUGCACUUCUGGCUGGGAAAGGAGUGUACACAGGAUGAAAGCACUGCGGCUGCCAUCUUUACUGUUCAGAUGGAUGACUAUUUGGGUGGGAAGCCAGUGCAGAAUAGAGAGCUUCAAGGCAAUGAGUCUACUGAUUUUGUUGGCUAUUUCAAAGGAGGUCUGAAGUACAAGGCUGGAGGUGUAGCAUCAGGAUUCAAUCAUGUUGUCACAAAUGACCUUACUGCCAAGCGGCUGCUGCAUGUGAAGGGGCGGAGAGUGGUCAGGGCCACGGAAGUUCCCCUUACCUGGAACAGUUUCAACAAGGGCGACUGCUUCAUCAUUGACCUUGGCGCUGAAAUUUACCAGUGGUGUGGGGCCUCAUGCAACAAAUAUGAGCGUGUGAAGGCAAACCAGGUUGCUACUGGCAUUCGAGACAAUGAGCGCAAAGGAAGAGCACAACUCAUUGUGGUGGAAGAUGGAAGUGAACCAAGAGAGCUUACAGAGGUUCUAGGAAAUAAGCCAGCACUUCCAGACGGGACUGAUGACGAUGACACAAUUGCAGACAUAACUAACAGGAAGAUGGCCAAGCUUUACAUGGUUUCAGAUGCCAGUGGGUCCAUGAAAGUGAGUGUGGUGGCAGAAGAAAACCCCUUCUCCAUGGCCAUGCUGCUUUCCGAAGAAUGCUUUAUUUUGGACCAUGGUGCUGCAAAACAAAUUUUUGUUUGGAAAGGGAAAGAUGCUAAUCCCCAGGAGAGAAAGGCUGCAAUGAAGACAGCUGAAGAGUUCCUACAGCAAAUGAGUUAUCCCACCAAUACCCAAAUUCAAGUUCUUCCAGAAGGAGGUGAAACACCAGUUUUCAAACAGUUCUUUAAGGACUGGAGAGAUAAGGAUGAGAGUGAUGGCUUUGGCAAAGUGUAUGUCACAGAGAAAGUGGCGCACAUAAAACAAAUUCCGUUCGAUGCCUCAAAAUUACACAGCUCCCCACAGAUGGCAGCCCAGCACAACAUGGUGGACGAUGGUUCUGGCGACGUGAAGAUUUGGCGAGUAGAAAACAAUGGUAGGGUUGAAAUUGACAAAAACUCGUAUGGCGAAUUCUUUGGUGGUGACUGCUACAUUAUUCUCUACUCUUAUUCCAGAGGACAAAUUAUCUACACAUGGCAAGGAGCAAAUGCAACUCGAGAUGAGCUUACCACAUCCGCAUUCCUGACUGUUCAGUUGGAUCGGUCGCUCGGGGGACAGGCCGUGCAGAUCCGUGUGUCCCAAGGCAAAGAACCUGCUCACCUGCUGCGUUUGUUCAAAGACAAACCUCUCAUUAUUUACAAGAACGGGACAUCAAAGAAAGAAGGGCAGGCACCUGCUCCCCCUACACGUCUCUUCCAAGUCCGGAGAAACCUGGCGUCUGUCACCAGAAUUGUGGAGGUAGAUGUUGAUGCAAAUUCAUUGAAUUCCAAUGAUGCCUUUGUCUUGAAACUGCCGAGAAACAAUGGUUACACCUGGGUAGGAAAGGGUGCUAGCCAGGAUGAAGAAAAGGGAGCCGAAUAUCUGGCUAAUGUUCUCAAAUGCAAAACCACAAGGAUUCAGGAAGGCGAGGAACCCGAGGAGUUCUGGAAUUCCCUUGGAGGAAAAAAAAGUUAUCAGACCUCUCCGCUGUUAGAGACCCGGGCAGAGGACCACCCACCUCGGCUUUAUGGCUGCUCCAACAAAACUGGAAGAUUCGUUAUUGAAGAAGUCCCAGGAGAGUUCACCCAAGAUGACUUAGCUGAAGAUGAUGUCAUGUUGCUUGACGCUUGGGAACAGAUUUUUAUUUGGAUUGGCAGAGAUGCCAAUGAAGUCGAGAAAGCAGAGUCACUGAAAUCUGCCAAAAUGUACCUUGAGACAGACCCUUCUGGAAGAGACAAGAGGACACCCAUUGUCAUCAUAAAACAGGGCCAUGAGCCCCCCACAUUCACAGGCUGGUUUCUAGGCUGGGACUACAGCAAGUGGUAA